This is a messenger RNA of Didymella exigua CBS 183.55, 528 nucleotides long. RefSeq lists its product as uncharacterized. Bases 1 to 528 code for a protein of 175 amino acids. Lineage: Eukaryota; Fungi; Ascomycota; Dothideomycetes; Pleosporales; Didymellaceae. The transcript has a single exon. The record is from RefSeq and is a predicted model, not a curated record.
AUGAAGCAGUCAAUGCUGGCCAGGCGAGCCCGCGUUCUUAGCAACGACAUCAGCCUCAACCUUCAGCACUUUGCUCAAAUAGCAUCCGGCCUCGUUCAGGAAGAUCUUACCGCUCCGCGAUGGCUCAAGCAAGAGGGUUACACUUCACCAGAGACCAUCGUCUGGCAUCUGGUCGAUCGCAAAGCCCCCUUUAUCGAUAAUAUACUCGACUGCCCCCUCGACGAAGUUAAUGCGCUUGCAGCGAAAGAUCUCAACACGGCUUCUUCACCAUUGACGCCGGGCGUUGAGGCAUACAUCAUUACUCUUCACAAGGAUGAUGUUGACGAGGACGAAGACGAAGUCAGACUGUCCUGCGGCUCUGCAACUAACGCAGCCUCUGGCAUCAUCGCGCGUUUUCAGCAGUACGACUCUCGUGGAUGCACUCAAGUCUGUAUUCAAGAGGCAGAGGCAGACGGGUUUGAGGUUGUCAAUAAGGUCCUAGUGGCCUGGUCUCCAAUGCCUGAGGGGAGCAAUCCUAGUCACUGGUAA